UGUUAGUUUCGGUAUGUAUCGCCUUGGUAGUUUCUCACGAUUCGUUACUGGAGUGCGAGUUGGUAGUGCUAUCUGGUCUGGUGAUAGCCUCUCGUUUUUACAUUUCUGUAUACGGGAUUGGAAUCCGUGGAGGAGUUUUGAUUGUUUUUUACAGUCAGCAGGUAAAAGAACUGUCAUGAAGUGUUGCUUCCCCUUCUGCACUGAGCCUGGUGGUCACAAGUUCCCUGCUGAUAAAAAGCUGCGACAAGCAUGGAUAAAUGCGAUUAAGAGGGAAGAUCCCAAGACAAAGAGGCCCUGGAUUCCGAGCAAAUAUUCAGUGGUUUGCAAGAACCAUUUUAAUGCCAAGACUGACUUUGUUAUGCUGGGACACUUUGCUCCGACCUCACCACCCCUGCGCGAGCCCAGAACCGGCGACUCGCUAACUGCGGUGCCACGCUCCAGCACGCCGUGCGGCCUGUGCGAUGAACCCCGCGCCAGACUGCGCGCCGACGCCGAACUGGAGCACUCCGGGCUCACGCUCGCCGACCGGCUGAUCGCCAUGAGCCCGCGUCUGCGCCGCCUGCGCCAAGCUUGUGCGCGAUUGGGACGACUUGAUGACGCGGGCGCUCCGCGUGCGUGUGCUCAUCGAGUCCAUUAUCAGUCGCAAGACAGCUGCCGCCACCUGUCGGCAGGUCGAAGAGACAAACGAUGCUCGCGCCACCACCAUCUUGGACAACGCCACAAACUUAACGUACGCCAUCGCGGACGGGACUGCAAAUCCCGUAAACACUAGCGCCAUCUACAGCUACUCUUCCGCUGAGGACGACACCAUCUCCGAAACCAUAGCGUACUCAGAGACGGGCUUCGCUGAUGCUGUCGAUCCUGAGCCGCCUGCCGCUGCGGAGGAGGACCCAGACGAAAUAGGCGACGUUCAGGACGGAGAACCGAGCGUCGCGCCGGGCCCGUCGGCGGGCGGGGCGCUGCGUCGCUCGAGCCGGCUGCUCGUGCUCACGCUGCGCUCUGGGUGGAACAGCAGCCGCCGCCGGUGCUCGCCAAGCACCGCCAGGGACGCCCCAAGCCCGCAGGUCCGGCGAGCCUCGUUCAGACGAAAGCCCGGCCCAAGGCGGAACAAGCGCGCGCCGUUGAAAAAGAAGCCCGGACGGCAGAAGCGGGAGGCCGCGAUCAACCUCGCCGAGUGUGUGCUAGGGCAGUUCGAAUUCAUCACCAAGGACGAAGAAGCCAAAGGCUUUGGAAAAACGCGAGGAACUGUCCGCGACACUUCGGAGCCGUAUCACCAGGAUUUAUCCGGAGGCAUUGCCUUCUGUGGCGCAAGUGGCUACCACCCCAGAGUCGGGUGACGGCGCCCCGGUUACGCCAGGGGACCAUGAUGGACUGUGCUUGCCUAUACAUGCUCUCCCUGUGCCGAGGAUGUUGGUGAAGCAGUCAGACGGGUCGGCGGCUCUGGCCGUGCAAGCCGUGCUCAGGAGGUCAGGGAAGUCCGGCGCGCUCGAAGUGCAUUUCGUGAGGCUCGACCCCGCCCGUUUGGCGGCCGGCGCGCACCCAGGCGAUCCUCUCGUAGACGGCGAGGCGGCGCCGGACCCGCUUGGGCUGAGACCUGUCGGCGACGGCCUAUCUCCGGCGCGCAGUGACCUGCGCCUUGCCGGCAGAGCCGCUCUGCGCCUCCGCAGAGCCAGCCUGGACGUGGCCUCCUCAGCGAGUGGCGCCCGGGCCGGAUGGCGCCGGCGGGGCGGCCGGGGCGGGCCAGACGUCGGUCGGCUGGAUGACG
Pollicipes pollicipes is the source of this 1765-nucleotide messenger RNA. RefSeq lists its product as uncharacterized. Lineage: Eukaryota; Metazoa; Arthropoda; Thecostraca; Pollicipedomorpha; Pollicipedidae. Bases 594 to 1337 code for a protein of 247 amino acids. The transcript has 3 exons. The record is from RefSeq and is a predicted model, not a curated record.